AUGUCAGCACGCCCCCUGUGUGCUUUCUCAGCACGCCCCCCACGUGCUGCCAGCUUCAACCAACCAGUCCUCGCCACGUGUCCUCCACGUCCCUUGUGUGAUGUUACUCCUCCACCGCCGCAAGAGUCUUACUCAGCGCCGCCGUCCGUUGCGCUCAGACACCACUGUGUCUCCGUCCGGUCGUCCGCGGCUCCGCGCGUCUUCCUCUAUCCCAAAACACAACCUAAGCUUACAGUAAUCUCCCCCACCGCCGCAAGGAGUGAGACUCAGCGCUGCCGUCGCAUCUGCUCGAAGCCGCCGCCGUCCCCACUGGGCUCGUCUACGCCACUGCUCGAAGGCGUGGUCCCCACUGCAACUCGUUGCGUGGUUCCUCCGUCGCCCAGCCGCUGUUCCGCCGCGCCGGCACUGUUCCACCGCGCUCCACCCCUCCUCUUCUCCGGAUCCGCCGCGCUUCACCCUCCUCUUCUCCAUUCCGUGCGCUCCACCCUCCGCUGCUCCAAAAUCCCUCUCCCUCAUAUUCUGCCACUUCUCCGCAUUGUAAACAUAAAACUGCCUCCAGCUUCUGCGCGUCACGUUCUUGCUCCUUCUCCUUCAUACUCUGCUCGUUCGAAGACCACCGAAGGGUCGAAUUUUAUUGGAUCCAUUCAAGUGUUGCCACAGCACCACUACCGCUGUCACUACCUCUGUUUCUUGCUUAAUCUAAAUCUUCCCAUCUCAAAUCUCAAACCUCCAAUAAUUUCAUCAAAGUCUCAAUCUUUUCCCUUUUCCACAACAACCCCACUUCUCCAUUUCUUCUUUACGAGCUACGAUGUCAAUGUUUCUGCAUCAAAGAAGCUUGCACAAUGCCUUUUCGAACCCAUUUGCCGCUCCACCACCUUCCUCAGCCAAUUCCAAGAGACCCAUCUCCAUCCUCACCCCAAUGACACUCUUGGUCCUCCUUUGCCUCAUCAUGGUGUUUCCAAGCCUGCUGUUUCAAAGUGGAACUCAUACACAUUGGACCAAGCUCUCUCCUUUGUGGCAAAAAAUGGAACUGUCAUAGUUUGCAUUGUGAGUCAGCCUUACUUGCCGUUUCUCAACAACUGGUUGAUCAGUAUCACAAGGCAGAACCGCCAGGAUAUGGUUCUUGUCAUUGCUUAUGAGUUUGGUUGGAAGCUUGGUUUAAGUGGCAUAUUAUAUGCUUCUCAAACAACCACAUCCGGUUCAAAUUUUACUCGUGGAAAAAAGAACGAUAUAGUGUAG
Messenger RNA from Arachis ipaensis, 1239 nucleotides. The record is from RefSeq and is a predicted model, not a curated record. Lineage: Eukaryota; Viridiplantae; Streptophyta; Magnoliopsida; Fabales; Fabaceae.